AUGACCGUCCAGCUCUACGUCGACAAGCCCGUUGCAAAGUCAAAAGAUCUCUACAGUGACUAUGAUCAUGACGACAACGACCAACGAUAUGAACAAAGUGCAGACACAUCACCGUUCGGACAUCCUUUCGCUGGAUAUUUCCUCCCAUACCCCGAUACAAAGUAUGAAGGCCUCGUAUCGACAAUCUCCGAUGACCCGCCCAUGUUGAACUGGAUCUACAUCGACAAGCAGACGUACGAAGUCAAAUAUGGUCUGCGGGUGGACGCUCAACCCAAUAUGACAGGGCCGUGGGACUGCACAAGGCAAGACCACCGAAUGACUCUGGACGGAUGGGAGGGCUUUGUGGUCGUGGAGGAAGACCGGGGAUUGUGGGCGCUAUAUUUCGAUUGCGACGAUGACGGCCUGCGAGCAAAGGUUCCCGAGGGAACGAGGGUAUUGGAAGUCGAGUUGUGGAGGAGGGAAAAGAGAUGGAAAAAGGACCCGGUUCUGCGACAGCAAGAGCAGGCAAAACAAACCACUUGA
Messenger RNA from Fonsecaea nubica, 522 nucleotides. RefSeq lists its product as hypothetical. NCBI's taxonomy places the organism in Eukaryota, Fungi, Ascomycota, Eurotiomycetes, Chaetothyriales, Herpotrichiellaceae. The transcript has a single exon. The record is from RefSeq and is a predicted model, not a curated record. Bases 1 to 522 code for a protein of 173 amino acids.